GCGGCGAGCAGCAGAGGGUCUGCGCGCGGACGCCAACCGGAGGUCGGCGGACGGUGACCUCGCGGUCCCCGGAGCCCAGCCCCGGCUGAGCUCCCGCCCACCACUCCCCACCCCUGCAGGACGCGCCUCUCCAACAAGCCCCAACCCUUCCCAGCAGGCGAGGCGGGAAAAAAGCGAAAGCCUCGCCCACAGCCCUGCCCCCAGCUCCGCCGCUCCCAGGCUCCUCCGGACUCCGCGCAUCCUCCUGGGAUUGUCUCGGAGGGGACCGCGCCGUGCAGGCCACUGGUCACAUGGGUCACGAGGUGAGGGGCGAAUACUUGCCAUCCUGAAAGCAGCUUGGUGCAGAGAAGGUGGAGAGGAGUGCUGGGCUCAGCCAGGAAGGACCCCGAAAAGCCCUCUGGAGCGCUUCCAGACAGAGCAGUCAAACGCCAUGGAGGUGGUGCUGCUCUUCCUGUGUGGCCUGCUGGCCCCGGCGGUCCUGGCCAAUGCAGCUGAGCAGGAGAAAGAAAAGGACCCUUUUCAUUAUGACUACCAGACCCUGAGGAUCGGGGGAUUGGUGUUUGCUGUGGUCCUCUUCUCGGUGGGGAUCCUGCUUAUCCUAAGUCGCAGAUGCAAGUGCAGUUUUAACCAGAAGCCGCGGGCUCCAGGGGACGAGGAGGCCCAGGUGGAGAACCUCGUCACUGCAAAUGCAACGGAGCCCCAGAAAGCAGAGAACUGAAGUGCAGCCCUCAGGCACAAAGAACGUGAAGGCAGCUGCUUGAACCUUUAGAUGCAAAUGCUGAUGCUUAAGAAAACCGGCCACUUCAGCAACAGAUCUUUCCCCAGGAGAAGUCAAGAACUUGUGUGUCCCCUGCCCUCUCCCCAACCCCUCGACACCUGUCCUCAACUUAAUGAUGCAACCCCUGCCCCUCUGCAGCCUGUGGUCUCGUCCACCUCCUGUGACGUGUGUCUGUGUGUGUGUGUGUGUGUGUGUGUCUGAUGACUGUGGUCUUCGUGGCUGCUUGUUCGUGGAUGACACUGUAUUUUAGUGAACCUGGCCCCACUUUCCUGGGCAGGAGCUCAGCCAUGUGGCUGUCAGCUCGUCUCUGCUCUCCAUGGCCCCAUCACCUUCCACUCCUGGGAGUCUGCUUUGUCCCUAAGAGACCAGUUCCUUCUCUUGAUUUAGGGGUGAAUGGAGGGGUUGGGCACGGGCGGGAGUCUCUGAUUGGCUUGGGACUUGGGAAGGUUUACAUCACCUUCGUGAUCCUUCUACAUGGCCCGUCUUCACUCCUUUUAUAAGAACCUUGCUUCCACAUUUGUCCCUGGACCAACUCUGUUCUGAGGUCCCUUGGCAGUGGGAGGUUCCCAGCAAGGAGCUGAUGAGCCCGCUUUGCCCUCGGGCAGCUACACCCCUUCCCUGGUGCCCAUCUGCCCCACCUCACUCUGCCCCUGGGGAACGUGCCCCUUGCAUAUCUUCUCAGCAAUAACCCCGUGGGCUCUGGAACCCUACCCCCUUCUCCAGCCUUCCCUGCUCCCAAGACACCCAUCUCUAGCCCAGCUCGUCUGGACUCAGACUCCUGUCCCUGACCUGGGGCUCUGGCAGGUGAUGGCUGAAGGGGUGCAUUCAGCUGGGGCCAGUGCUCUGGGGAGGGGCAGCUGGGAGAGCAGGGGUCCUUUGCUUCUCUGUCCACAUCCCAUUGGCCAGGCAGCAGCGGGGGCGCCUGCACCCUCUGCUCGCCUGUCACUGGCCAGAACGGCAAGUGCAGCGGCUGUGCUGCGGGUUAGGGACCCGGCAGGGCUCCGCGCAGCCCUGCUGCAGGGGGAACGGCACGAGGUCGAAGCUGGUGAAGAGAGUGGAAAAUCAGACCCCGCCCCUCCCACUCAUCGUGUUCUCGUGGAAACUAACCAAACCGUGCCGCUGUGACCAGGACUGCUGUUCUCUGUGUCGUGAUCUCUCCUCAACAACGACGAAAGGAAUAAAAUACCACUUGUUUCCUA
Molecule: messenger RNA, 1977 nt
Organism: Eubalaena glacialis (North Atlantic right whale)
Lineage: Eukaryota; Metazoa; Chordata; Mammalia; Artiodactyla; Balaenidae
Gene: FXYD6
Product: FXYD domain containing ion transport regulator 6
Exons: 9
Coding region: 431-718 (95 amino acids)
Biological process (GO): regulation of sodium ion transmembrane transporter activity
Cellular component (GO): membrane
Molecular function (GO): sodium channel regulator activity
Source: RefSeq, a predicted model, not a curated record